UUACCAUGUGACUACCCUUGCACUUCACCCGUCGCAGCCUCCGCCGGCUCUCCUGCUGGCUGUGCCUCUCCGCUCGACCUCCUCAUUGACAUGGAGCCCUGCAUCGCCAACCUUCCCCUGUCCCCCGACCCUCUGAACUCCUUCCCCCGACACAGACCCGGCAUCCCUUACUACCCAGGCAUACAGGGUCCUUCCUUCCCACUCAUGGCUCGAUGUAACAGCAGCACCCUGCUCACUAACCUGGGUUUGAGGUACUGCUCCAGCAGACAGGGGCCUUUUGAUGCGGUAUCAGGUCAGGGGUUUGUUCACGGCUCCUGCGGCCACACGGGGAACAAUGGCAGCAGACCUUACAGGAGCAUGGAGAACCUGAACUGGAACAAUGUGGCUGAUUCUGGCCUGUGUGGAUUCAGUGCUGCCCCCUACAGGAGCAUGGACAGUGAGUUUAUCUUACGUUACACCUCCUCUAGCCACUGGUGUGGGAGGUCUCCUGAUGGAUCUAUGGUGGAGGCCCAUGGCCUUGUACCUAACCCAGAGAGCCUUGCAUUUUAUCCUAAGCAUGGACUGCCCAGGAAGGACCUACCACUUUUCCCUCAGCUGCUAUUUCCUGCCAAUGUCGAUGAAUGGGAUGCAAGGAAAGGCCUAAGAGAGAAACUCCGUCUCCAGAGUGCAAGGUCAUCAGUUGAGCCGUUGAAGCCCCUUCCUCUGCGGCCUCAAGUGUCACCAAGUGAUCAAGAAGGUGUUCAUCAAGUGAAUUCACAUGCUGUGUCCAGGCCGCUGGGCACGAUGCGCCUCACAAACCCUGAAGACAUCAAACAGGAGGUCAUGAGGCGCUUACAGCUCCGACGGCAGAACAGCAGCCCCAACCUGGCUCUCCAAAGCCCAACAUCGGGCCCAAAGGGGGUGAAGACGUCCUACACCACAGAUAAUAUUGCCGGUGAUAAGGAAUCUGCAUCAGAGCGCAGUAGACCUCCUGUGGGACGCCUUCAUAUCCCUACGUUUGAGGAGUUUAAGAGGAUGAGGCAAAAGGAGGGAGAACAGGGAAAAGAGUCCACAGCAGGAUCUGUGGUUUCUGGAAAACCUGAGGCUGAUUUGAAAAAAGACGCAGAAACAUUAGAUGGUAAAAUCUCUCCAUCUGAUCGGGCUUUUCAGGUAAGCUCAAGUGAAGGACACAAAAAAGACCCAGAGAAGGAUGAGGGGGAAACAUGCAGAGCAGAAAGGACGGACAGUAGUGAAGCUCUGCACAAAAAAUCAGAAACACCUCCAUGUAACAUCAGUGCAGCUCCUACCUCCACCUCUACCACCAGCACAUUCUCCCCCAUCCGCACUGUUCCCUCUCCACGCCCACCCCUCCAGCCCCUUGCCAGCUCAGCCCAGGAGAAACACCCUGUAGCUGCGCUGGGAGACGAUGGGAGCACCCGGCGUAGGAGGAGCAGUUUGGAACCAGCUGGAUCGGUUCCCUUCCCACCCUGUAGGGAGAACUGGGAGCGACCCUCCAGCUGCUGCCCAGCUCUCCUUCUGGAGGGGACGGACCUGUCGAGCUAUGGAGCCAAGAUCUAUAAGAUGAAGGAUGGACUCAUCGGCUCAGCUUUGGACCUCAUCAAGAAGAGCUGCAGUGCAGAGAUCUCCGCUGAGGCCCCCGUCAGGCUGUCAGCUGACCGGGACGGAGGCUGUGACAUCACCGCCCCCUCGACCGACCGUCAGCCCUCCGCCGUUGCCAUGGCAACGUCGGCAACGGCCUGCGGAGCUGAGGCUGGCGACGAGACGCCUGCAGAAGGAGGAGGAGAGGAAGCAGCAGAAUGCCACACCGGUCUGGGCUGCAGGCGCUCCAGCUCGGACGCAGCCUAUGAGCUGGCUGAGACAGUGAGGGCUCAGCGCGAGUGUCGUCUCAGGCCUCACUACAGCGACCCCAUGCCAGCAGACGCCUCAAAGCGCAAACAGCUGGAGAUGAAGAUCGCUGCCGCCGCCAGACUCCACGGCCAUCGCCGGGACAGAGACAGGGACAGCGCUCCAGCAGCUAUUCGCGGCCGCUCAGAACCCCCUGGAGAGGAGCGACAAGCAGGUCUGGGAGUGACUCGAGCUGGGCAGCAUCGCUGGAGCACCAUCAGUAGCCUGAGCGCCGACAGUGGAGUGGUGGGCCUCAGCGACGAGCGGGAGGAGGAGGACAGCGAGCCUCGCCGCCACCGAAGAACCAGAGGAGCCGAGGUGGAACGAGUGGACAGCGGCAUCGGCCCAGGUCUGUCACGUACAUGGAAGAGACCGUCCUCCUCCCUGAGGGCCUGGGAGGCCCAGAGACCCUGUCCAGACUGUGGGAUGAGAGACGGGGCAUCCAAAGAGCGAGGGGAGCGCAUGUGUGAGCGUUGCUCAAAGCUGCGGACGGAGCGAAAGGAAGCCAUCCUGGAGUUUCUCAACACAGAGUCGAGCUACGGCGAGGACCUGCGGAUCAUAAAGGAGGAGUUUUACUGCCCCAUGCAGAGCGCCGGACUGCUCACCGCAGAGCAGCUUGCCGUGGUGUUUGGUAACGUUCAAGAGCUCAUAGACGUUAACGACCGCUUCACUGAACACCUGCAAGACAGCAUCGACCAGGCCUUUGACCAGGGAGAUGAAGAUCUGCUGACAGUGUACAUAGGAGAAAUCUUCCUGGAGUUUGUCAACAUGCUGCCUGCCUUCCAGACCUACUGCUUACAGCAGUCCACCUCGGUCAACAUGCUCAACACGCUCGAGAAGGAGAAAGAGCUGCUGAGAAUCUUCCUGGAUGUUUCCCAGAAUGACAACACUGCACUGCGCCGAAUGAACUUACGCUCCUUCCUCAUGGCGCCUCUCCAACGUGUGACAAAAUAUCCGCUUCUUUUGAGUCGAAUCAUUAAAGUAACUUCUGAAUGUCAUCCUGACUACUCGCGUCUACGUGAAGCUAAGAGUCGGGUUGAGUCCCACCUGGAGCACAUUAACAUGAAGACAAAGCAGGAGGGCAAUGGCGUCACUUGGUCACUUCGAUCAUUCCGCCGUGAUAGCCGUAAAAAUCGUGAAGUCAUCAACAUAGAGAUGCGGGAGGUGUCGAUGAAGACAGUAGGCUGGGCGAGAGAAAACACAAGAUUUGUCAUGGAGGGACCCCUUCAGUUGUCCCAACCAGCCGAUGGUCAGUGGGUGAAGAAAGGCAGCAAAGCCCUAAAGUUUCAGAACGUCCAGAGUCUGCUGAUGGUGAGGACACAGCGGGCUGGGGAAACCCCAGGACAAGGCACCGACACUGGGGCAAAGGUGGAUCAAGUGGAGGUCAGUGGAGAGAGCAUUCGAGAUGGAGUUCUGGUUCUAAUCAAGGACAAGAGCAGCGGGAAGUUUGCUGUGUUGAGAGAGCCAAUACGUCUGGGAAACUGUGUGGUGUCAACAGAUCCGGACAGUGAGGACACAUUCGAGGUGCUUGAUAUUCGGAAGGAGUCUUUCGUUUUCCGUGCCUCGGACAAAUCUCGCACCCAGCAGUGGUUCCACCAGAUAAAGAGGUACGCUCGAGACUUGGGCACUUGGAGGAAACGGCGCAACGCUUUGCCCAACAUCAUGAUUAACACGAACCAGGCUCGCUCCUGAGACUGACCAACCCCUCCGCCUUUGUAACACUGUAAAUAACCUGAAUCCUCCUACUGCAAAAACAAACUGACAGCAAGAAGCAUUUCUGAGUGAAACCACUGUUAUGACUCAGUAGAUUUCAGUAAAAAAUGUUCUCAAACUUUCAUAGGUUUAAUGAACUGUACAAGAGAAGUGGACAUAGCUCAAAGACUGUGUACGACAUGAACGUAGGCUCAGUGACUCGACCUUAUGGUCUCUACAAUAGCAGGCAAACACAUGGAGCUGAGACAACCUUGGGCCUAAGCAUUAGCCUCCUGGCUAACAGCUAAAAUGCUGCUUCCUGUGAAUUUUAUUAGCCACACCCCUAAUCAUGCCUAACCUAUAGCCUUAAUAAAAACAAAUAAGUUUCUUCAAAAGUCAUUCGUGAACAAUGUGUACCAACAAAGAAAUAAGCCAAUGUAUCAAAGAAAAAUUGGAAUCCAGCUGUAAACAUGUUUAUUUCUUAUGGAAAAAAAUUGAUAUUUUAGCAUGGGUGUUAAUGAGACAUGCAACAUUUUGCAACCAACCUCAAGUGGACACUCAAGGUACUGCAGUUUUUUGCUCUUCCACAUUGGCUUACUUUUUCAAUACUGGAAGUUACCACCUGACAAAACCACAGUGGCAUCAACUUUUAAUUUGUUUUUCACCUUCUAAUCCUCACGUUUGACAUUUUUACCCUCACUACUGUGAUAAUUUUGACCCAGAUUUCACUAUGUUUUGAAGAGAGGGUGGAUACACUUCAUUCAGUCUCAGUCCUGGUUCUUUGGUUGCUACUGUAAAGGUAUGUCCAUUACAGACCUAUCUUUGUUUUUAUUCAAAAUUGGAAUAUAUGCACAAAUUGAAGCAUGCUGCUAUGCUAAUAAGAUUUCAGACAAGUGACAUAAAGCAUGAAUAUUUACAAAGGCAAUAAAUCAACUGUAGGGAAGGCUCUUUUGUCUGUGUGGCUGCAUACGAAGAUUCCUUACUUCGCAACACAAUAGACACUCUCUACUGGGAAUUAGGAAGAAUACAGUUGUAAAUAGUUUCUCCUAGGUUUCUCUUUGGAGAUUAGGGGUUAUGUCCACUUCUUAUAUACAGUCAAAAGGUUAAGAUUCUACACUUUUUCUUAACAGAUAUAAAAGUGCACCAUACUCAUUAAAUGAAAUAUGGAGAUUUUGUUCAGUAACGCUGGAAACAAUUCUUGGACAACCAAAUAUCCUGGGCUGCACUCGUCAGCCUUGAUUGUAAAGACUGUUUGCUCCUGGAGAAAGAGAGCUGUGUGUCUGAAAAAGCAUGUCUGAACAUGACUGACUGCAAAAAGAAACACUGUAACGUCUUUUUAUACAAGGCAUUUGUUGGGGGGUGAACAGUUGUUGUGUUGUAUGAAAAGGUGAAAAUGUGGUUCAAAGCUUUGUUCAAUGGUUUCUGUUUGUUGUCACUGCCCUCUCCUGUUUUUGCACCGCCACCUCUUCUGUAUGUCGGUGGUAGAGCAACCUUCACUGCCACAGAUGCAGUUGAGCAGAGCCUCUUUAACAGGCUGAACAGACCUCCUGGACCACUGUGUUUGAAAUUUUAAAUGAGGACUCACAAAACAGCAAUAAUCUCUGCCAGUUUCAAAAUAAGUAGCUACUGUUUAUGCAUUUUACGUCCCAACAUUGUCCUUCAGCAUGCAGGUUUGCCCUGCUGUAAUGUACUACCAAGUUUAUCAGACAGAUUUAAUGCAAUUGAAGUCUCAAAUCUGGUCCUGCUUGUUGAAACCCAGUAACAUUGCCUUUAUUGUAAGAAUACUAACUAGGUCUCUGUUCCAGUCGAUCAUGGGAGAAAUCGUCUUAAAGCAGUGAAAGCAGUACAUGAGAAGUUUAAUCAAUCUUUCUGUGUUAAAGUCAUGAUGAAGAGUUGAACACAGUUACCCCUUUGUAUUGUUAAAUGUUAGUUUUACAGCCUUGGGUUAUGGAUCUCAUAGUCAGGACAAUGGGAAAGCAAAAUCUUGCCAUGAAAUCCAGAUUAUAAAUCACACCUUUAUAAAAGUUGCAGUAAGUUUUGGGGCUUUCGCAGAGGUAAAAAAGGUUACAUUUUUCUUCUUGCAGGAGGAUUUUCCAAGAAGGAUGCACUUAGCCAGCCAAUCAAUUAAACGUCCGAUCCUGUGGUAUUCAACACCAAAAUAAGCCCUCUAGUCACUUAAGCUAAUUUGUUAUAUUUUUUACUAGUUAAGGCCCACAAUCCCAAUCAUACACUUUCUAGAUUGUAAUGCAGCCACUCCCCACUAGUAGCCACUGAAGCUGUCAUUAAAUAGCUACUGCCAUGCCACCAUAAUGCUCUGCAACCUAAUGUAAACAGCAGAUGGGUAGCAUUGAUAGCACCUCUGAGGAAUAGUGUGGUUUAGCAAUAUUUUGAUCCAGAAACUGGGGGAAAAGUUUGAAAAAAAACUGUCAGUUUAACCACAUUCAGCGCAGAAAUAUAGUCAUUCACCUGAUGAUGCUGUGAUCUCAUAUGUAAAAGUGCUCAAUUUCCCCUGGUUUCAUAGUGUUUACUUUUGUACAGAAGAGAAUUAGGGCCAGAGGUGAAGGAUACAAUAAUGCUGCUGCACUUCAAGAUAAAGUUAAAAUGAUGAGAAAAAAGUUGAAAUACAGUUUUGAGAAAAAAGUUGAAAUUGGAUCUUAGACACUGUUUACAAGCAAAAGGAGAAGGAAUCUCAUUGUUAUAUAUAGUAUAGUUUCACAUGGGCAUUGAUACAAGGCAUUUUGUAAGACAGUCAAGAUUUUCUGUUUCUUGUAGUCUUCAGUUCUUUUCGCACAGGAUUAGUAUUCCCUGGUGACCUGUUGACCUUUAAUAAUUCAUGAAUGACAGUGUUUGGUGCAGUGCAUUUGCACUGGAUAGAUAAAUCAAUGCAAAACUUACUGACAGUUAGGAGGUAAAGCAUGAAGGUGCUGCAUGACAGCAGCACUAAAAAUACAUGAUGAAUUUAUUCUCAAAAUUUGACUUUAUUAUCAAAGUUUACAGCAUUUUUUUCAUCUCUGGUCCUUAUCCUCAUACUUUAGACCAGUCAACUAAACACAAAUUAAGUUUGUGUUUAGUUGAUUAGAGAUUAGAUGCCUUGGAAAAUCAAGCAAUGCCCACUUAUUGAGUGCAAUUUCUGUGGAGUGGUAUACUCUUUUCCAUCUGUUUUCACCAUAAAUACUUUGCACUCCUGCUAGCUAAAAUACAACAGGCGAUCUCUCAGCCUACAGUGAUUUGUGAAGUACAGACACACAGCCUGUUAGUUGCUCUGCCUGCCUUUCCUGGUCACUUAUUGUCUUUAACUGAAGAGUCUUUCAGUCAAACCAGCUCCCCACAAGAUUUAUUUACUUGUCAGUACCUUUAAAUGCAGAGUUAUGACUUAAGGCAGGCAAGAGUAGCUCCAGCCACAGCCAGCUUGGCUUGCAUUAUGAAUCCCAACACAUUCAUAGCAGUGAAGGGGCUACUUAUGAUAAUUUUAGGUCCUGUGCAAUGUGUGUUGUUGGCGGCUGCUCUUGCAGUCAUGACAGUGUUUCCCAUCACUCUACUGUAUACUAGUUAACUGACUCAACUAGAAAGAAAUAGGUAUAAAAGGUGCAUUUACACACUGGAUAUAACAGUAAUUCAUAUAAUCCUUUGGGGUAGAAACUUAAAAAUAGUGCAAAAUGUGCAUCUCUGUGUACAUAACUAACAGUACAGUACAAAUCAAUACAAAUCUGGACAAUUUCAAUAGAUUAUACAAAAAAUACAUACUGAAAUGUUCUUUUUAACCAGCAGAGGGUGAUAUCUGCUUUGGGCUAUGCUGUUAAGCAAUUAGGUUACAUUAUUAUUAAGCAACAAAAUCAAAAGAGGUACUUAAAUUGAUACAGAAAAAUAAGAAAAGGUUUUUUUUCUAGUUUUAUUCGAAGAACUGAAAUAAUCACAUUUUGUUAGGAAAUUUUCCUCAGUUUCUUUUAAAAAUGAGAAAACCCUAAAAAAAACAUGACAAAAUCAUGUUUUGAAUCCCGUCUUGUGAUAGAUAUUGUUUGUGAGUUGGGGGCAUCAUUUCAUCCCAACUCUGAAUGGUCCAGAACUCAACUUUACUGAAUUAAAAGCUCAGGCAUGGACACAACACAUCUGAGAAACUGGAGAACUUUUUAUUUUCACAAAUUUAUUAUUUGAGUGUCCUGACAAUUUUUGUGUAAAAAGGUUGAAAAACUGUGGUUACCCGGCAAACUGUCAUCAGAAAAUCAUCCCGUCCAGACAAGGUUUUAACUGUGUAUUAAGUGGCCUAGCGAUGAGCUGUUGUGCCUUGGUACUUGAUUACUGUUAUGCUUAGAGGUACUGAAUCUUUUGCAGACUGUCACAGUAGCAUUUAUCUCUGAGAUACAGACAAGGCUGCCCUCCACUGGCACUUGGUUGAGUUCAUUUUACAGGCAAUAUAAUUAUUCCUCUGACAGUCUCUGGCUGCUGAUCUUCUCUCUUCUUAAGCGUGUUUUUAUUUAUAAAGGCUUUAUUUUGUUUAAUGCACUUUAUUAAAAUUCAGUAAUAGAAUGCUUUCAAGUAGAACAUGUUACACAAUCUUGUUUGUUUAUAAUUCUUCAAAUGAGAAGAAACCUUACUGACUGAAGCAGGUUUUUGACAAUAUUGUCAGCAAAUCAAAACUAAUGUUUUAAGACUGAUGCUGUUUUUUUUAAUUGCUUCAAAGUAGCACUAGAAAAAGGUAGCAAAUCACUGUGUUUUGGAGGGCAGGGAGGCUCGGCUACACAUCAGUUCUCGAAAAAUGCUGUUACAAAUUGUAAAAAAAACAAAAAGUUUUAAAUGCCUGCCGAGUUGAAUACAGAGUCUUUUGUUUUCCUUGUUUGCAUUUUGACACCUGCUGUAUUAUUUCCCCACUGUAAUAUAUUGUGAAUUAUA
Messenger RNA from Cheilinus undulatus (humphead wrasse), 8463 nucleotides. RefSeq lists its product as uncharacterized. The record is from RefSeq and is a predicted model, not a curated record. Lineage: Eukaryota; Metazoa; Chordata; Actinopteri; Labriformes; Labridae. Gene Ontology annotation, molecular function: guanyl-nucleotide exchange factor activity. Gene Ontology annotation, biological process: positive regulation of Rho protein signal transduction. The transcript is spliced from 6 exons. The coding region runs from base 91 to 3576 and encodes 1161 amino acids.